Molecule: messenger RNA, 3630 nt
Organism: Lachnellula hyalina
Lineage: Eukaryota; Fungi; Ascomycota; Leotiomycetes; Helotiales; Lachnaceae
Gene: sudA
Product: Chromosome segregation protein
Exons: 4
Coding region: 1-3630 (1209 amino acids)
Biological process (GO): mitotic sister chromatid cohesion
Cellular component (GO): chromosome
Molecular function (GO): double-stranded DNA binding; cohesin loader activity; protein binding
Source: RefSeq, a predicted model, not a curated record
AUGUACAUCAAGCAGAUCAUCAUCCAGGGCUUCAAGAGUUACAAGGAGCAGACUGUCAUCGAACCCUUCUCCCCAAAAACGAAUGUUGUUGUUGGUCGCAAUGGCUCUGGAAAGAGUAACUUCUUUGCCGCAAUUCGAUUCGUGCUCAGCGAUUCCUACACUCAGAUGGGUCGCGAAGAGCGACAGGCUCUGCUACACGAAGGUUCAGGGUCCGCCGUGAUGUCUGCCUACGUGGAGAUCAUCUUCGACAAUAGCGAUGAGCGAUUCCCCACUGGAAAGGACGAGGUGAUCCUGCGACGCACGAUUGGUUUAAAGAAGGAUGAAUACUCGCUUGAUCGCAAGAAUGCGACUAAGACAGAUGUCAUGAAUCUAUUAGAAUCGGCUGGUUUCUCACGGUCAAACCCUUACUACAUCGUACCCCAGGGUCGUGUCACGGCGUUGACCAAUAUGAAGGAUACGGAGAGACUAAAUCUCCUUAAGGAAGUUGCCGGCACCCAGAUAUAUGAGGCACGUCGAUCUGAAUCAUUAAAGAUCAUGACCGAUACAAAUAACAAGCGUGCCAAGAUUGAUGAGACACUCGAUUACAUCAAGGAACGUCUUUCGGAGUUGGAGGAAGAAAAGGAAGAGCUGCGUGGCUACCAAGAAAAAGAUAAGGAACGCCGUUGUCUUGAGUACGCGUUCUACCAUCGAGAGCAAGUUAUCUUAGCCGAGGCUCUAGAUGAAAUUGAGGAUUUGCGCCGAGAUGGCAUCGAGGGUACGGAUGAAGACCAGGGGGCUUUCUUGGAGGGCGAGCGUGCAAUUACCGAGGUGGACGACGAAAUCAAACAAUUGAACCGCCAGAUGGAGCUUCUCAGACUCGAACGACGCCAGCUAGAGGAGGAUCGACGUGACACUUGGAAGACGCAGGCUAAGAUUGAAUUGGACGUCAAAACUCUCUCCGAUGGCUUAUCAUCCACCGAACAAGCCCGGUCGCAACAUCAGGAGGAGCUCAAGUCAGUGAAGCAGGAAAUCGCUGCCAAAGAGGCCGAGCUGAAGAAGAUUUUACCUGAGUACAAGAAGCGGAAGGAUAAUGAGACGGAAGUCAAGCAGAAACUUGAUGCUGCGGAGGCCACCCAAAAUCGACUCUACAACAAGCAAGGUCGGACCUCGCAGUUCAAAAGUAAGGCUGAACGUGAUAAGUGGCUCAAAAGUGAAAUUGAGGAGCUGAAUAUAGCUAUGGGUGUGCAAAAGGCUAAUCGCUUGAACGCGGACGAGGAGGUCAAGUCUGUGCAGUCUGAAAUCAAGAACCUGGAAGAAGAAAUUGCUGGCCUCCGGAAACGACUGGAUGGCUGGGGUGGCAGCCGACAAGCCUUAUCCGAGCAGGUCACCAUUGCAAAGGAUGCUCUGGAGAAACUGACCGACGAGCGCAAGUUGCUUCGCCGCGAAGAUGACAAGCUUGAUUCGGUUAUAAGCGAUGCUCGACAUGAGAAGGAGCGUGCUGAGCGAGAUCUAUCUCAUACCAUGGACGGCGCAACCUCUCGUGGUUUGGCAACAGUACGCCGCCUCAAACAAGAGAAUAAUCUUGAAGGAGCCUACGGCACUCUGGCAGAGUUAUUUGAGGUACCAGAAGACUGUCGAACUGCGGCAGAACAAACCGCUGGCAACAGCUUGUUUCACUAUGUCGUUGACAAUGAAGAGACAGCUACUAUACUUAUGGACGCUUUGCAGAAGCAAAGAGGAGGUCGAGUCACUUUCAUGCCUUUGAGCCAGCUUCGACCCAAGCCAGCGAAGCUGCCGAAAGCAUCCGAUGCUAUGUCAUUGAUAAGCAUGCUCACCUAUGAAGCUAAGUUCGAGAGAGCUAUGAGCCAAGUCUUUGGCAAGACUAUUAUCUGUCCAAAUCUUGCCAUUGCUUCGCAAUACGCUCGUACUCAUAAUUGCAAUGCCAUCACCCCGGAAGGUGACACUGCAAACAAGAAGGGUGCUCUGACAGGAGGUUUCAUCGACACUCGCAGAUCACGACUGCAAGCAGUUCGGUCUGUUAACAAGUGGCGAGACGAAUUUGAAACCUUGAGGAGACGUGCUGUUGAGGUUAGACAGGAGGUUGAGAGAAAGGACCAAGAGAUUACUGCUGCGAUGGGAGAGCUUCAAAAGCUCGAGCAGAAAUUGCGUCAACUCGACGACAGCUUUGACCCGCUGAAGAUGAAGUUGAGAGUCUUGAGUUCACAUUUGGAGAAGCAGAGAGGUCAGCUGGAAGAUCACAUUCGUCGAAGAGAGAUUGUUGAAAAGUUGCUCAAGGAUUAUGGCGACACUGUAGAUGGAUUCGAACAAGAGUUAUCUUCCGACUUCAAGAAGGCACUAACUGCGAACGAAGAAACCCAACUGGAACAGCUAACUACGACCGUCGCAGACUUACGAAAGCAAUGGAACGAUUUGAGCAAGAGUAAACAGGAGCUUGAGGGCCGGAAGCAACUUCUCGAAGUCGACUUGCGCGAGAACCUGAGAAUGAAGUUGGACCAAUUGAACAGUCAAGAAAUUGAUACCAAUGCUGGUAUUGGUUCUGGAAGCCUUAAAGAGUCGCAGCGUGAGCUCAAGCGCAUCCAGAAAGCCGCUGCCGUCGUGGAGGAGAAACUGAAGGAGAACGAUGUUGCAAUAGAAGCAGCUGAGAAUAAGGUUGCCAAUCUGCAAAAGAUCAAGAUUCAAAAAGAAGAACAACAGCAGGAGUUGGCCAAAUCCAUUGAAAAGCGCCACAAGAAGAUGGAGAAGAGCAGCGCCAAGAAGGCCUUAUUGAUUGUCUCAGCUGCGGAAUGUGCUAAGAAUAUUCGUGAUCUGGGUGUUCUUCCCGAGGAGGCCUUCGAGAAGUUUUCCAAUGUCGAGUCCAAGACUGUUACUUCUCGUCUCAAGAAAGUUACCGAGGCUUUGAAGAGAUUCAAGCACGUCAACAAGAAAGCUUUUGAGCAAUAUAAUACCUUCACGAGCCAACGAGAUUCCCUAACUAAGCGACGACUAGAGCUCGACAAAGCUCAAUCCUCGAUUCAAGAACUGGUCGAGAUUCUGGAUACACGCAAGGACGAAGCCAUUGAACGGACAUUCAAACAAGUCUCUAAAGAGUUUGCAUCUAUAUUUGAGCGUUUAGUUCCUGCUGGUCGCGGCAAGCUCAUCAUCCAACGCAAGAUGGACCAACGUGUUCGUGAGGAAGAAGACUCAGAUGACGAGCCUCGUGAGUCGGUUGAGAAUUACACCGGUGUCGGCAUCAGCGUAUCUUUCAACAGCAAGCAUGACGAACAACAACGAAUCCAGCAGUUGAGCGGUGGUCAAAAGAGUCUCUGCGCCCUAGCCCUGGUCUUCGCAAUCCAACAAUGCGACCCAGCACCCUUCUACCUCUUCGACGAAAUCGACGCCAAUCUCGACGCACAAUACCGCACGGCCGUCGCGCAGAUGCUGGAAGAAAUCUCGCUCCAGCAGAGUUCUCAGGACAAUGAGAAUGGGGCUGGUGGCAUGAGUGGGCAGUUUAUUUGCACGACCUUUAGGCCAGAGAUGUUGCUCGUUGCGGAUAAGUGUUACGGAGUUACGUUUCAUAACAAGACGAGUGGCAUUGAUGCUGUUAGUCGUGAAGAAGCCUUGAGGUUUGUAGAGGGCGAGGCACCGAAAUAA